Messenger RNA from Lutzomyia longipalpis, 6216 nucleotides. It is a transcript of the gene Wdr81, whose product is annotated as WD repeat-containing protein 81. Gene Ontology annotation, cellular component: mitochondrion. NCBI's taxonomy places the organism in Eukaryota, Metazoa, Arthropoda, Insecta, Diptera, Psychodidae. Bases 83 to 5992 code for a protein of 1969 amino acids. The record is from RefSeq and is a predicted model, not a curated record. Gene Ontology annotation, molecular function: phosphatidylinositol 3-kinase regulator activity; protein binding. Gene Ontology annotation, biological process: aggrephagy. The transcript is spliced from 8 exons.
UGUGACAGCUGGAGACAAAAAAAAAACUUUGGGAAUGUUUAUUUUGUGAUUUCGUCAAUUUUGUUGAUUUUUCGUGGAAACAAUGGAUGUAAUUCUUAUGGAACAGCUGGGUAUCCCCAAACGCCAAAUAUGUGAAACCAAAGCAACCAAUCGCUUCGAAAUCCUCGCAAGCAAUCAAUGGAUCAAGUACCUGGCCAAAUACAACAAGCUAAUCCCCUUUCCAAUGUAUCAGAGUACAAUUGAGGAUUGGGAGGACUUUGUGGAUGAUCCCCACUGGUCCAGAAUGUACGUGAGUGUCCUCAAGAAGCACACACACAAAGUCAUACCACUCCCACGAAUCCGUCCGGACGCCAUCGAUGGUGAGAUGCCCCUGUCCUACUCUCAGAUCCUCCACUACGUGAGUCAGAGCAAUCACAAGAAUCUCUGGCGGGCGGCUUACAAGAAGUACGUGGAGACACAUGCAGAGAAGCGUGAUGCUCCGGAACUUCCAACUGUCCGGAGGAGCGAUAAAUCCAUCAAUCUUGUCCCGUAUGAUGUUGUUCUGCGUGAAGCCAUCACGCGUACGUACAACUGCAGUGUGAUUCACGCAAAGCUGGACAGAGUAUCAGAUGCAGAGGUCAUCCCUGCGAGCUCUGGUGAGAAUCAGGACAGCCCUGAUACGAAUCUCUAUCCCGUUGUGGCAGCCAUUGAGAGCAACAGUCACUUUUUCCUCAUUCACGACUUGGCUGUGAGCAAUACCCUUCAGGAUUGUGUGACGUACAGUCCAGCUGUCCUGGACAGCCACAACAAACCCCUCUUCCUCAUCUACCAGCUGUGCAAUCUUAUGAAGUCCCUGCACCGCAAAGGACUCCUUCUGGGGGACAUUACUCUCGGAGAUAUUCACAUAACUGAGAAUCUCUGGCUUCAGGUCAUUCCACGCAUUGAGGCCAACAUUUUACAGUUGGAGAGUGAUUCAGAGCCAGGGGAGGUGUAUGAUCUCCUUCCGGCAAACUCCUCGCCGGGAAAGAAGAGGAGCACCUUUGUUGUGGCUCCGGAUAUGGGUGGUCCAUCGUAUUCUCUGCGUGAUUGCUGCGAAAUGUGGUGCAGUGGACACCUCAGCAACUUUGAUUACCUCACGAUACUCAAUAACUUUGCCGGGAGGCGCAUUGGGGAGCCUGGGCAUCACCACAUUAUGCCGUGGGUGAGUGAUUUUGCCUUCCGGAAUGGCAACAAUUGGCGGGAUUUGUCAAAAUCAAAGUAUCGCCUCAACAAGGGGGAUGCCCAGCUUGAUUUAACAUUCCAAUCCAAUAGUGGAGCUGAAAUUCCCCACCACGUGUCCGACGUGUUGUCUGACAUUACGUUUUACGUCUAUAUGGCAAGGAGGACACCCCGAAACAUCCUCUGUCGUCAUGUACGAACUGUUUGGGUGCCUGCAGAGUACCCAGCGUCGAUUCAACGGCUCCAGGAAUGGACCCCUGAUGAAUGCAUUCCGGAAUUCUUCACUGAUCCCAGCGUCUUCAAGAGUAUCCACGAAGAUCUCCCGGAUUUGGAGGUCCCCGCCUGGGCUAGCUGCCCCGAGGACUUCAUUACGAAGCACCGAGAAGCCCUGGAGAGUACGUACGUGUCGGAGAGGCUACACAAUUGGAUUGAUCUCACAUUUGGCUACAAAUUGAGUGGCCAGGCGGCAAUUAAGGCUAAAAAUGUCUGCUUGUCUCUCGUGGAUGGACACAAGAAUCUCUGCCAGAGGGGCGUUGUGCAGCUCUUCACGCACGCACACCCACCGAAAAUGAUUCCCAAUGUGUGGCUGUCGAAGAAUCAACCGAGAAUCCACAGUCAAAAUGCCGAAAUAUCCAAAAGGAGGCUCACACGCAGCUCAGAGGAUCUCUCGAGUCAGCACGCGGAGAAUUUGGAGCAAUCCCCAACGGCGGGGAGGAAGAGUAACCCGAAGCAGCUGACGACGAGUCGUAGUCACUGUAUGCCGGAAAGAAUAAUCCCAGAGGAUGUUUCCGUGAGCAUUGAGAGAUCCAUGAGUUGCUACCAGAAUGCCCAGAAGACGAUAAUCUUGCCAAAAGACUACAAUCCCGUCUCGCAGCUCAUUGCCGUUGAGGCUGUUGAUGUUUUCCUCCGUAAAACAUUCCUCAGUGAUGGAGAUAAUUCCCCAAAGGUUGAGAUCCCAUCAAGGGCCAAUUCUGCAUACCUUAGCGGGGAAGCAGAUUCGGGAUCAUUCACCAAUAGAAUCUUCUCGGAGACUUAUGAGGCCAGCUUGAAGCACAAUAAGCGUCUUGUCAAUUUGAAGCACAAAAAUCAGAUUGUUCACAAAUCCACGAGGAAUUUCAAGCAAAUCAUUGCGGAUUAUCGCCUCAGAGAGCUCCAGAUUUUGGGUUGUCUCAUUGUGGAGAUUUGUCUGCCGCACAAGAUGCGUCCGCUCAAUUCUGUGGCCUGCGAGGGGACGUUUGAGCAGCGUCUGGCCACGUGCCGGAGCAUUGUGAAGUCUGAUCUUGGGAGUCUUCCUCCGUGUGUCCAAUACCCCGUCCGGCUGUUCCUGCAGCUGACUACGAAUGAGACAAUAAUCACGGAGAAGGGCCUUCCCAUCCCAUCAGCUCAUCAGAUCCUUCAGCCACUCCUCACGAAUGCCCUGUUCCCCUUCCCACCCACCUACAUGGGAAUCUAUACCACCAUUGAGACGCUCUAUCGCUUCCGUGGAGCUUCCCGAAUGCUGGAGAUGAAUACCUUCUUUGAAUGCGACGGGAAGGAGUGUGCAAAGUAUGAGACAGUCGAUCGGACACGAAUGGCGUUCCGGAGGAGGAUGGCAGAGUGCAAAGUCAAGGCGUGUGUGAGUCUCCUUGAAUCAAUCCUCGAACCAAGUGGGUUUGAGCAGUUUAACGCCGUGGAGCUCCUCCUGCCGCACAUAGUGGAGCUGAUGGGGCAUGAGGACACUUCGAUUCUCGCUGCGUGGUACCUCUUUGACCCCCUGGCUGCCGUCCUUGGUCCGGAAGAGACAAAGAAGCACCUCCUGACGCCAAUUUUGCGACUCUACGAUACGGAUCAUGAGGCGAAAUGGGGUCCAGGGAUUUUUGACACAACCUCCAUGCGUCCGGGAACAAAUGCCUCAUUCAGGAGCAAGAAAUCCGUCAAGUUGUACCACCACAGCUUCCUCCUGCGUCUUAUCGUGCGAUUUGGCUUGAGGGUCUUCCUUGGGAAUUUCAUAGCGCCCCUCAUUGAGGCUGUGGGUGGGUACAAAGAGCCCGAAAAUACGCCCACUCUCCACUGCCACGAUAAUCGGCAUCGCGUCAAAGCAACGAGAGGCUUGAAGUUGACAGAAGACAGAGAAACUUCCACUCCAGCAAUUUUCCUGUCUCCGGAUUCAGGCUCAGAGGAGACUCCGAAGCCCAAAAAAGAAUCUUCGGAGCACGAUGGGAUGUUCUACUUUGAGCAGGAGCACGAGGAGACGUCAAAGAUUGAUUCAGAGGACAUGGAUGCUGAGAAGAACAUCAUGCGCCUCAUGGAUCACCUGGAACUUAAAUCUGAAGGGAGUGUGUCGGAGUUGCAAUUAAAUCACGCUCAAGCGGAAGAGGUGACAGAAGAUUCGGUUGUGGAGGAUGCUGAGAAUGCUGCCAAGUCCCCAACAAUCCCCAUACCCAACUCUGUUCGUCGGGGAGAUCAAGUUUUCUCCAUUGGGUGCGAAGUGGGCAGCCGGAAGAGUAUUGAUUCCAAUGAAAUCUUACUCCAUGAGCCGUCACAGGGGCAGAAGGGGCAUGAACGUGUGAGGAAGUCAAGUAGAAUUUCAGAGAUGAGUGCUGAGAGUCUCAUUUGGCUAUCCCAUCGUCUGGGGCCUGUGCUCACGGCGCGAUAUCUCACCAGGAAUCUCCUGAAGAUGCUAACCCUUUGCUAUGUGGGCCAGGAGAAUCUUCUUCCGGAUGAUUCCCGGACAAAUCAGAGCAUUAAUCACUUCUCAAUUGCUUCGGGGCGUGUUGUUGGUGAUCACAAUGCUUCCAAGAUCCUGGAGUGUCUCACGGCAAUUGCGGCUCUCUUUGGUGAGCAGCUAAUUCUUCUGCAAUAUCUCCCGCAUGUGAGUGAAUUGAUCAUCCUCUGCAAGAAGCGCAUCACUCCAAGUCUCGAGGGUGCUCUCAUUAGUUCCCUUCAGCUUGUAAAGUACCUGGUACCUUGCCUAAGUGACUCCACAAUUAUGGAUCAGCUUCAUGACAUGAUCCUCCAGUCAAUUGUACAUCCCAUUAUAAAGAUUUGCUCAAGUCGCUCCCCAAUGCCAAAUGGCUUCCUGGCGAGGAAUUGCAUUGCCCGGAAGCUCCUUGAUGCACUGUACGUGCUGGCAAUUAGGAUUGGGCGUGAAAUGACACGAGAACAUCUCUGUGUUCCUGCCCUCCAGCGCUUCUUCCUCAUCUUCGACAAAGCCUAUGGGGUUGUUGAGAAUCUCUCAGCGUCGGAGGCGAGAAGUGGUCCCGAAUCAAGUCCAGUGGGUGAUGAUCUCUAUGAGGAAGUGAAGCGUGAUGGGGGGAUCCAAGAGUGGACCCUUCAGGGCUCUCCCUUACAGUUUUCCAUUGCCAAAUGCAAUGCAUCCCUCGAGAGUGUUUCCCCGCCGAUGGAUGCUGCUGCCACUGAGGCAAAGAGUCAGAUGAUCCGGGAGAAGGUACUCGAGGAGAUUCGGGAUGUUUUCACGCCGAAUUUAGCGCAUGUGGCGUAUGUUCCAUUCUUGAAUUUCCUCGGGGAAAAUGUUAUGCAGCAAACGCUGAAGAAUCUUCCGCUUAUUUUGAAUUUGUGUCAUGAAUUUGAGCAGCCAGAGGCUUCCGCUGCUUCCGGAAAGGGAAUUCCAGGGGAUUCACAGCGUCUCCUCAUGCCGGGAACGUCAAAAACCGACGAUGCGGAAUGCAGUGGCGUGUCAAAUAGCUUUGGCACGGCGGUUGUGGGCAAUCGGAUUGAGGUGAAGAAUGAAAAAGCCCCGGAAAUGGGGGUGAUGGAAGUUCUCAAUAUGGUCACAUUCAAGAUGGAUCAUAUCAACACAACACGGCAUCUCCGGGGGAAUUGGCUUGCGUACUGGGAGCACGAAAUAGGACGCUCAGACAAGGAUAAUCAUUUGAAUUUGAAGCAAAUAAAGCUACAAAGCUACGCUGGGCAUACAAACUCCGUACGGAGUAUCCUUGCGUUGGACAAUGAGAAUAGCUUCAUGUCAGCAUCGAAGGAUAAAACCGUGAAGUUGUGGAGUCUCCGUAGUGAAGGGGAUGGAUCCAAGGUGUCAACGUGUCAAUAUACGUACACAAAUCACCGGAAAUCUGUUCAUUCGCUCACAUUUCUCGAUUCAUUGAGACUCACCGUUUCGUGCGAUUCUUGUGUUCAUCUGUGGGAUCCUUUUGUAGGGAGUGUCAUUGGACAAUUGGAUGCUGCAAAGUAUAGCCCUGUCUCUGUUGUACGAACAUUCCCUGCUCCCAGUGCCCUUGUUCUUGCCGGUACAGCUGAUGCCUCUGUGAAGAUUAUUGAUGCCCGGAAUUUCUCCUACGUGAUUGACUGGAAGUUGACACAGAAUGCCACAGGAUCAGUCCGUUGCAUGGCUGUGUCGCCUUCCGGAACAUGGGUUGCAGUAGGAUUGAGUUCUGGGCAGUUGAGUGUGUUGGAUAGUCGAACGGGGAUGAUUAUGGCAACAUGGAGACCCCAUGAUGGGGAAUUGUUGCAACUUUCAGCCCCAAAUGAUCAUCAAGUGAUCAGUUCGAGUCUCGAUCAUAGCAUUUCCGUGUGGAAUGCUCACGAUGGGAGUCUACAAUUCCACAUAAAAAAUCCUGCCGAACCCACUCAUUGUCUCUUCUACAGCAGCCCUGAACUAAUUUCCGGAACACCUGCAAAUAAGAUUUGUCUGUAUUCGAGCAUUGAACCCGAAGCACCGUUUCUCGUGACAAAACUACGAUCGGAUACACUGAAGGGUGUCCUGACGAGUCUUGUGGCUCUGCCGCUCAAUCGAAUGCUCCUCGUGGGAAGCGACAGCGGCAACAUCACUCUCAUCUGCUAGAGAGCACCAAACCAUGAUUUAUUAGAGAAAGUCUACAGUAUGUGAUUUAUUUUUUUAUUAUGCUUUCUUUUAGCAAUACUCCCCCAACAAUUAUUCCCACCCCCUGUCCUCCAUUACUAUGUUAUAUAUACGUUCCAAAAUGAUUUUUAUUCCCACUCUCAUUUAUUUAUAUUAUGCUGUGAAAAAAAAAUUAUAAUGCAAAUAUACAAAAUAUUAGGUCAGUA